GUGGCGAUGCGCAUCCAUGGCGAUGGGGGAUGCGGAGCGCAGCGCGGAGCCGGAGUGCGCGGCGCCGUCGCGGGGAGUCAGGAUCGCCCUGCGCCACGCCUUCCUCCCCUUCCUCUUCUUCCUCCUCCUCCUGUGCAAGGUGAAUGCGGCUUGCUUGCUUGCGCGCAGCAGCAGCGCAGUCCCUCCGCUCGCUCGACGUGCGACCCGCGGGACGAAGGGCCUUUGCUGACGGUGCUUGUAUCUCUCUCCUUCCCCGCCCCUCCCUUCCAGGUGCGCGGCCACGAGGAGCCCGAGUGCCGGCUGCCGUGCGAUUGCCCCGCCGAGCCGCCCGCUUGCGCCCCCGGCGUACCGACGUUGCUAGACGGCUGCUCUUGUUGCCCGACGUGCGCUCGGCAGCGCGGGGAGAGCUGCUCGCGGCUGAUGCCCUGCGAUGAGAGCAGCGCCCUCCACUGUUACCGGGACGCAGGGAGCGAGGCUGGCUUGGGGGUCUGCGUGGGUAAGUGGCAGGUUUUUGGGGUGGGGGACAGGUCCUCCUCCCGCCCUCGAUCUCUCUAUGUUCUUCCCCCACUGUUGUUGUUGUUGUUUAGUCGUUUAGUCGUGUCCGACUCUUCGUGACUCCAUGGACCAGAGCAUGCCAGGCACUCCUGUCUUCCACUGCCUCCCGCAGUUUGGUCAAACUCAUGCUGGUAGCUUCGAGAACACUGUCCAACCAUCUCGUCCUCUGUCGUCCCCUUCUCCUUGUGCCCUCCAUCUUUCCCAACAUCAGGGUCUUUUCCAGGGUGUCUUCUCUUCUCAUGAGGUGGCCAAAGUAUUGGAGCCUCAGCUUCAGGAUCUGGUCUUCCAGUGAGCACUCAGGUCUGAUUUCCUUCAGAAUGGAUAGGUUUGAUCUUCUUGCAGUCCAUGGGAUUCUCAAGAGUCUCCUCCAGCACCAUAAUUCAAAAGCAUCAAUUCUUCUGCGAUCAGCCUUCUUUAUGGUCCAGCUCUCACUUCCAUACAUCUCUACUUAAUUUCUAAAAUGAUGGUGUAGCGGCCUGGGGUUGGACUAGAUGACCAUGGGGUCCCUUCCAGCUCUACAGUUCUGAUUCUAGGACCAUUGGUGCUGUAUGGUCUUCCCUGACUGGCAGUGGCUCUCGGAUAGGGUUCUCUCCCAAAUCCUGCCUGGAGAUGGCAGGGAAUGAAACCUGGGCUUUCUGCCUUCCUCUGAUGGUAGAAGAUCAUAGAAUGGUAGAAUUAGAAGGGACCCCAAGAGUCAUCUAGUCCAACCCCCUGCAAUGAAGGAAUCUCAGCUAAAGCACCCAUGGCAGAUGGUCAUCCAACAUCUGCUUUUAUGAUGUGAUAAUCUUUAUUGUCAUUGUCCCAUACAGAACAACGAAAUUGGGAAAAAAAACUACAAUAGACAUUCAAAAACCAACAAGCCUGCUAUCCCAGCCUGGUUAACCCCCUAAAAACUCUGACACCCCAUAAUUAAAUACAAUAUACUCCCACAGAGACUACCUUAAAAACCAAAAUCGCAUUUGGAUAAAAACUGUUUCUCAGACGGCUAGUCCUAGUCUUUAUAACCCUGUAUCUUCUUCCAGAAGGCAGAAGCUGAAAGAGAUCAUUUCCGGGGUGUGCACUAUCCUGCACUAUCUAUGCAGCUUCCUUAUGGCACCUGGAAGCAUAGAUUUGAUCCAAGGUGGGAUCAGUCUUUACAACAAUGGACAGCAUUGUUUUUCCCCUGACCGUACAGCUCCCAAACCACACACAGAGACCAUAAGUUAAUACACUCUCAACAGUACAAUGUUAAAAUGCCAUCAACAGGUCCUUUGAGAGAUUGUUUUUCUGGAGGAUUCUCCAAGGAAGGAGAGUCCACAACCUUCCGUGGGAGACUGCCCCCUGUCUAACAUCUCUUACCUUCAGAAAGUUCUUCCUGAUGUUUAGUUGGAAUCUCCUUUCUUGUAAGUUGAAGCCCUCGAUUCAAAUCCUACCCUCUGGAGCAGGAGAAAAGAAGCUUGUUCCAUCUUCCAUGUGACAGCCCUUGAGAUCUUUGAAGAUGGAUGGAUCUCAUAUCUCCUCUCAUUAAUGAGGGAAGGUGUAUUUGUGUAACGAAUGGUGUGACCAGGUGCCAAAGGAGACAGGCGCUUAGUGGUGAACAAUUCAUAACGUUAACAGCAACACUUGGCAUUUGCAGAGUGCCUUGUUAGGGAGACCCAGAUUCAAAUCCUUGACCCCCUUUAGAAGUUCACCUGGUGAACUUGGGCUUACCUUACCUGCCUUGUAGAGUACUCAGGAGGAUGGAAUGGAUGGGGAGCAGUGGAGGCUGGUCUGAAAGUGGGGUGGGACUCUGCCCCACCAACCUCAGGCAACCCCCACUUUCCUGCCUCCCUACCAACAACCUGGCUGUCCACUUCCUCUUUAAUCUCAGUGUUGCCCUUGUAGAUCUCAGCAAAGAGGAGGCAGCUGGGGACAAAAGUAGAAUCAGCUGGUUCUGUCUGUCAUUUGCUCUGGCGCCACCUACUGUGGGCCUCCUUACCUGCCACCCUACCAGUCAUAAUGGGCACUGGUGAGGUCAUUGGUGCCACUCUGAGCUGCUUGGAGGAGCUGUAGAAUACGUGUAAUCUAUCUAUCUAUUCUUGCAGCAGCCGUCCUUAUGGUCAGAUGGGGGCUGGAGCUGAGCGUGGUUUGUGUACAACUACUUGGGAGGCUGGUGCAAGAACCUAUAUCUUUCUUCUUCUUAAAGUAGAACAACUUCCUGCUAAGGCUUCCUUUCCCCAUUUUGCCACACAGGGAUGGCUUGAUGGGUUUCGUUAAUACCACUUAAAAGCGUCCACAGCUGAGCUUUGUAUGAUAUGCCUUAACUGAGCAGGAUCUAGUCAGAUGUGGACAUCCCAGUGCAUAAUCUAGAUUCCUUCCCAGCUCCAAAUACUUGAUGACUUCACAACUCUGGAAUGUAUCUUGUGUUUGUAACAUGUAUUUGCUGCAUGUUUUGAGGAAUGUUGACCCAGUUUCCAGUCUGGAGAUCAAGAAUUUCAUGCAAAAACGCUUCAAUCUGCAACUGGAACUCUACUAACUAGGGAGGCACACAUGAGUCUAGUUAGCAGCCUUAACUUCAAAACUUGGCGUUCGCUGGGGAUGGAGGCAGAAGCAAUGGCACAACAGAGGGUGUAAAGGAUAAGGAGAUCCUGGGAAAAACAAGGAACUGAAAGGAAUAAAAAGGAGCAAUGGGGAAGGGAUUCUGAAUAACCACAGAUGAAAUAAUACAGAUAUUUGAAGGUAUUGGCCUGGUUCACAGAUAACACUAAACUGUGGCUUGUUUAACAAACCACAAGUAAACCAUGAGUUGUCCCACAGAUGAUCAGACAAACCAUGGAUCCCCACCCCCCAAAAAAGUUGGGCUUGCUUUCCAAGUGUACAUGCCUUUGUAUCUUGAUGAGCAACUGGAAUGGGGAGGCCAAACAAACCAAGGUUUCUAAGUCAAUAAUAACAAACCAUGGCUUCAGGACAUGGUUUACUUGCAGUAAGCAAGCUAUAUCCUGACAAACGUUCACAAAUAAUGCUAACUCAUAAUAUAAUGAACCCUGUUUUAGAGUUGUGUGAACCGGGCCAUAUUUUAGGGAUUUUAUUUCAUUUUUUUUUAAAAAACUAAACUAAACUGAUUGCAUACUUAAAAUCUGUACUGAACUCAAAUUAGGAGGGAAAUGCAGAUUUCUUGAUUUUGCAGAGCUGCUUCUGAGUUGGAUUGGUUUUCUUAUUUCAAAUGCUUUGGUAAAGAAAGUGUUAUACUACUUAGUGCAGGACAUUUAAUGGAAGGAACAGCAUCAGAAAACGACCUGGCUUGAAACCAUCUCUGGAACCAUUUGGUUACAUGACCAGUCUAAUUUUGGGAACACUUUGGUUGUGUUUGUUACCAAAGACAGAGAACAUGCUCAUAGGCGAUGGUUUGCUCUCAUGUUUUCAUGUUUGCAAGAGAUGAUGCAGAAUUUAGAAAAGAAAUCAAUCUCUUAGCUGUCUUGCUAUCUAAACAUGAGAAGGGAAUUGCAUUCCUUCCAGCUUGUAUGUGUUGCCCCACCCUGAGGAACAGGUACUGCCUGGCAGAAGACUUCUUGGAUAGGAAUAUUUGCCCUAAGGUUGCACAGAGGAGAGAAGGGAAGAAUGCUAUUCCAUCAGCUCUGCUGGGGAACCAGACGUCUUUAGAGAUUUUGUUCAGUGAUCGCCUCGCAGUAGCCAUUUCGUUGGGAUCCGGAAGUAGAACAGAAAGGAAGCAGGGCCACUACUGGAGAGCCAGUGUGGUGUAGUGGUUAAGAGUGGUGGACUCACAAUCUGGUGAACCAGGUUCGAUUCCCCGCUCCUCCACAUGCAGCUGCUGGGUGACCUUGGGCUAGUCACACUUCGUUGAAGUCUCUCAGUCCCACUCACCUCACAGAGUGUUUGUUGUGGGGGAGGAAUGGAAAGGAGAUUGUUAGCCGCUUUGAGACUCCUUUGGGUAGUGAUAAAGCGGGAUGUCAAAUCCAAACACUACUUCUUCUUUCCCUGAACAGUUUCCAACUUUGUCAUGAGAAUAUUUUUGUAAUUUUAAGGUUGGGUGUCUUGAGUUUGCUUCCCCCCCCUUCUCCCUCCUCAUUCGCUUUUCCUUUUGAUCACAAGUCCCUGAGGGCAGGGGCUGCUUUUUAAAAAAAUCAUCUGCAAGCCCUUGUAGCUAAAAAGAGGGGUGGAAAUAAUUUAUAUGUAAAUAAAUAGUACCCAUAAACCUGGCAGCUGGAGCUCCAGAGAGUGGCUUUAACAUCACACUUGUACCAGAAUCCCUUUGGUGCCCCCUCCCCAUCCAAGAGAUGUUUUGUAUCAAAUUCUAGGGGUCCUCAGACUUUUCUCUCUCUCAUACCUCUAGGAAAUUGCUGGAGGUCUUGGCAAACCAUUUAAUGAUUUUUCUGCCUGUUGUAGCAAUUGCAGUGCUCAUUGUUAGAUGUGAUAUUAUUUUUUAAAUCUCCUUUUAAUUGCUUUUUUAUUAUGUGCUAUAUUUCCUGCAUUACCAUAAUGAAAAAUAAAAUUAAAAUCAAUAUGAAUAUUUAAUACAACAGAUGCACGCACCAUCUCCUGUCUUCAGCCACAAAGCACGUAAAUGAAGCUCCAUGGACCACAAUUUGGGGAACCCCUAGUUUAUUCUGUUCUGUGCUGCUUGCGGGGUUUCCCAAACUUGGGUCUCCAGCUGUUUUUGGACUACAAUCCCAUCAUCCUUAGCUAGCAGGACCAGUGGUCAGGGAUGAUGGGAUCUGUAGUCCAAAAAACAGCUGGAGACUCCAUUUGGGAGAUUCUGAAGAUAAAAAGUGGCGUAUAAAUCAUACACACACACACACACACACACACACACACACACACACACACUGCAGCCCCUAUUAAGAUCUCAAAGAGCAAACUUUAAAACUCCCAAGAAUGCAAAUAAGAAUUUAUUCAUUUGAGCUAUAUCCCACCUUUCUUCCAAGGAAUUCAAGGUGGCAUACGUGGUUUUCCUAGUCUCCAUUUUAGACUAACCCUGCCUCACAGGUUCACUGUAAAAAUAAGACAGCAACUUGUCCAAGGUCACCCAAACUGCUUCACAUCUGAGUGGGGAUUUGAACCCUGGUCUCUCAGGUCUUAGUCUGGCAUUCUACCCACAUCACCACAUUGCACCCACAGCUGGAGAAGACCUAGGUCUGCCGUAGUUGACCUGCGAGCCUUCCAAACAAACUCUUUUCUGACUCUCUGUGUCACAGGGUUUGCUUUCAUAGCUAUAUGCAUGCUCUGGUGUGUGCUAGGUCUUCACGCAGCUGGAAUGUUUCCCUUCUUUGCUUCAGACCUCGAAGGAGACAACUGCGUGUUCGAUGGGAUUAUUUACCAGAGUGGCGAGACGUUCCAGCCGAGCUGCAAAUACCACUGUACUUGCCAAGAUGGGCAGAUCAGCUGCAUACCCCUCUGCAGCCUCGACUUGCUGCUUCCUGGACCCGACUGCCCCUUCCCAAGGAAAAUCGAGGUCCCCAAGGAGUGCUGUGAGCAGUGGUCAUGCGACCCCAAAGCAGAUGUGGACGUUGGAGGAUUUGCAAUGGCAGGUGAGCCAUCUGGGAGUUCGAAAGCUAGUUCUUCUGGGUUCUUUUGCAAUGGCCUAACUUAACAGAAGGGAUGCGGGUGGUGCUGUGGUCUAAACCACUGAGGCUCUUGGGCUUGCCGAUCAGAAGGUCGGUGGUUCGAAUCCCCACGACGGGGUGAGCUCCCGUUGCUCAGUCCCAGCUCCUGUCAACCUAGCAGUUUGAAAGCACGCCCAAAAGUGCAAGUAGAUAAAUAGGUACCACUCUGGCGGGAAGGUAAACGGCGUUUCUGUGUGCUCAUCUGGUUUUGGUGUUCCGUUGUGCCAGAAGUGGCUUAGUCAUGCUAGCCACAUGACCCGGAAAAACUGUCUGUGGACAAACGCCGGCUCCCUCGGCCUGUAAAGCGAGAUGAGCGCUGCAACCCCAGAGUUGUCUGCGACUGGACUUAACUGUCAGGAGUCCUUUACCUUUUUAACUUAGAAGAGUUUGGAUUUGAUACCCCGCCUUUCACUCCCUUUUAAGGAGUCUCAAAGCGGCUAACAUUCUCCUUUCCCUUCCUCCCCCACAACAAACACUCUGUGAGGUGAGUGGGGCUGAGAGACUUCAAAGAAGUGUGACUGGCCCAAGGUCACCCAGCAGCUGCAUGUGGAGGAGUGGAGAAGCGAACCCGGUUCCCCAGAUUACGAGACUACCGCUCUUAACCACUACACCACACUGGCUCUCUGGUUCAUCUGGUUCAACUUAACAGAAGGUGUUUUCUUUGAAAUGUUUCUUUCCUAGUUUUCCAAAAUCAACUCAAAGGGCAGCCGAUGAACCAGGAUGUCACAUCAAUCUUAAAUAUACUAACCCCCCAUUCCAAACCCACCCAUGAAGUAGAAAACCAAUUAAAAGAUGAAAACCACAAUACUGCAAUAACAAUGACAAUGGUAAUAAUAAAUUUCUUGUAUCCCGCCCAUCUGACUGGGUUGCUCCAGCUACCAUCGGGAGAAAAGUUAUCAGAACAAACCAGAAAAAUAAUCUGCUGCAGGCAGUUUUGAAACAGCUGCAUCUUUCCCAUCUGCCUAAAACAGUACAAUGUUGGGGCCCGGUGCCUGGCAAGGCAUCCCACAUCAAUUGGGCCACUCUUACGCUUGCUAUUACAGUGCUCCCCACCUUGGAGAAAUUCGAGCCUUAUCCCCCCCUGGUGUUCUGCUUAAUAAUAAUUUAAUAAUAAUAAUUUCAUUAUUUAUAUCCCGCCCAGCUGGCUGGGUUUCCCCAGCCACUCUGGGCGGCUUGCAGAAUGUAUAAAAAAAUAAUAAAGCAACAGACAUUAAAAGCUUCCCGAUACAGGGCUGCCUUCAGAUGUCUUCUAAAAGUCAGAUAGUUGUUUAUUUCCUUGACAUCUGAUAGGAGGACGUUCCACAGGGCAGGAGCCACUACUAAGAAGGCCCUCUGCCUGGUUCCCUGUAACUUCGCUUCUUGCAGUGAGGGAACUAGCAGAAUAUCCUCAGAGGAGGACCUCAGUGUCCAGGCUGAACAAUGGGGGUGGAGAUGCUCCUUCAGGCAUACAGGGCCACGGCCAUUUAGGGCUUUCAAGGUCAGCACCAACACUUUGAAUUGUGCUCAGAAACGCACUGGGAGCCAGUGAAGAUCCUUUAGGACCGGUGUUAAAUGGUGUUACAUGGAGGAGUCAAUUUAGGUGAGCAUUCGGUUUUCCCCAUCUGUAAUUCGAAGUGGCACUGUCGAUUCUACCACUUCACUCUGCUGCUUAUGCAGAUAACAGGUUCUGUUCUCUUGCCCCAUGGAUUAAGGUACCUUAUAACUUAGUAAACAUCCUCCUGUGCUUUCAGAAGUCGGUCUGGGAGGCUAUGGUGUUUUUGGACACCACGCUACGUACAGGAGAAUGAGGAAACAUACUUUUAUAUUGGUUUCAGAGGAGCAAAAAAGCUUUACACAAAACUUUCUCAGACUCCUUAAGGAGGCCAUAAGUCCAAAUGUGUCUUUUUAAAAGCCUUAUGGCAUCAUAGCCUUCUCAAGGUCACUUCUCACGGUUGUCACAUCCAGUUGGUUUCCUAUCUCUUGAUUCCCCUGCCCAUAAAACCUUAGUAAUGUUUACAUUUUUUACAGCUUAAAGAGCAUGCCAUGAUGUCAGUGGGACAGUGUAAUAAACCCUCUGGAAGUCCUUUCUCAUCAUUGGGCAAGAGUUUGCCUAUAUAAGUGUGCGUGGGUUUUAAAAAUUGGCAAGUAAUAAUUUUAUUUAGUGGAAUUACUUUAUGGCCCUAGACAUAAAGAAAUCAAGUUCUAUUACGUUUGGACAAACCAUAAACAAGCAUAGCUGAAAUCCCAUGAUGGAAGUUUACACAGCAGAUAUGGCUGGCUAAGCUGAAAGGUGAGCAUCAUGCGUAGUUGCCCUGACAAAAACAGAUGCAGAAGGUGGAGAUAACUGUUUAUUUUAUUCCUACCUUUUCCUCCAAGGAGCUGAAAUGCCUGGGCCUUUUCUCCCCACCUCCGACGCACACUCUCCCCUUGCACCAACCCAUAGCUGUCAACUUUUCCCUUUUCUUGCAAGGAAUCCUAUUCGGUAUAAGGGAAUUUCCCUUUAAAAAAGGGAAACAUUGACAGCUAUGCGCCAACCUUGUGAUGCGGGUUAAGCUGAGAGGUGUACCUCCACUCCUCCAUGGUGGACCUACAUUUGGGGGGCCUUGAAGCCUGAGCUGUUAUGGGGUCCACCUUCACAACCAGCAAUGAUCUGGGUUAACCACUGUUAUCACCUUCAAUGCGGUUGUUUCACGACAGAUCGUCUGCCACAAUUUUUCCGGGAGUUUAUGUUUUCGGUGUCCACACAAGUACUUCCCUAAACUCCUUGUUAUUCUUCUUGAUCUCUGUUUAAAAGGCAGGGGAAUGACAUUAGUCAGCCUACUGCAACACUUUACACAAUCUGUGCUACUGACUCAAACUCCGGGAUUGUUGAAAUAUACACAACAAGAAGAUAAUCAGUUUAAGUCACGUGACUCAAAUUGGGUCUACUAGACCCUUUUUUUUUUAAAGCAACAUGGACCAGAGUUGCAUCUUGGGCCGCUCCAGAUUAGGGCCUUAAAGCAUAAGCUUCAUUAGUUUUGUAGUAAAUCACGUGUGGCCCAUUGUGUAAAUAAUGUAUAUAAAGCAGACAUUUCGGGGGAAAUUCCAUUCCUCAGUACUAUGAGCUAAAUAAAUAGCAUGAAAUCCACACUCGACUCCGAGUAUAUUUCACCACUAUUAAUGUAAAUAAUUAAUAACACUGGUCAACAACAAAUUUGUUGUCUGUGUUUUUUCAGUUGAUUUAGGACGAAUCUGAUGUGCUGAAUCCAAAAAUCACAUUGGUUUUGCUCAAUCAGGUCAAGUUUUUGAGCUAUGGCCACAUGUAGUUUUUUUACGUUUUUGUUCACAUGUACGCUUGUGUGGAGCAUUUUAGGCGAAGUUGGUGGAGGUAAAAUGCCAUGUCGAAUAAUUGUUUUGCUUGGAAAUGAUUAUUUUAAUGACAAGAAGUAUUCAGGUCUGAUAGUUCUGGGUGAUUAUGUUGAAAAGGGAUCAGUUUGAAGUCAUAAAACCUCGAAAUCUUCCAUAAAUUGGUGCGGCAAAGCAUAAAGUUAUUUUGGUAUUAAACUUGGUGACCAGGAUAAAGCUUGGGCGCCACACAUGGUGUGCAAGGCAUGCACCGAGACUCUACGUGGGUGGACCAAUGGCAAGAGGAGUCUGAACUUUGGAAUUCCCAUGGUUUGGAGCAGUGGCGUAGCGUGGGGGGUGCAGGGGGGGCCGGCCGCACCGGGCGCAACAUCUGGGGGGGCGCGCUCGCACUCGCAGCUCUCUGCCCCUACCUGGCUCAUUCACUCUCUCUCACUGCAGUGCUGGCUGUGCGAAUCCGAACCGAGCCGCUGGGUCGCCGCCCACUGUGGAGGGGGUGGGUGCCAGGCGUGCGGUGCGGAGAGAGAGCGAGGGACUAUCUGGGGGAGGGACAGUGCAGCGGCCGCCCAGCGCAGCGCUGAGCGCGGGAGAGAACCACACCAGACCAGACCAGGCAGCAGCAAGAAGAAGCUGGCAGCGGCGGCAGGUUGGGGUUAGGGGGCGCAAAUUACUUGCCUUGCCCCGGGUGCUGACAACCCACGCUACGCCGCUGGUUUGGAGGGAGCCGACAAACCAUGUCACUGACUGCUACUUCUGCGCUGUUGAUGUGACUGGGAUCAACAGAAAGAACCAGAGCAGCCUCAAGUAUCCUGAUCUUCAAUCAGCACGUUGUCCUGUAGCUCAUUGUGAUGAAAUUCCAGUGCCUAUCUUCGGAGAACUUCCUGACAUUAGUGACGAAGAUGCCUCCAGUGUUGAAGGACAUGAAGAAGAAGAAGUGGUUCUUGAAGAUGAUGCUCCACAUCCAUUUUCCCAAAAGGAGUUGAAUGAUCUAGUUCGCGACUUCAGCUUGUCAAAGGACUCUGCCAAACUGUUGGCAUCCAGAUUGAAGGAAAAAAACCUCCUCUCUGACAGUGCUCGCAUCAGCUUCUUCCGCAACAGGCAUCAAGAGUACCUCCGUUUUUUCUCGGAAGAGAAGGACUUGGUGUACUGUGCAGAUUUCGCGCAGCUUCUGCUCAAGCUUGGAGUGCCACAGUACGAACCCAAAGAUUGGAGACUUUUUAUUGACAGCAGCAAGCGACCCCUGAAAUGUGUUCUGCUACACAACGGCAACCAGUUUGCCUCUAUACCCCUGGCUCACUCGACUACACUGAAGGAGAACUAUGAAGCGGUGAAGUAUGUGCUGGAGAAAAUUGGUUAUGAUCAGCAUAAGUGGUUUAUUUGUGUUGACCUGAAGAUGGUGAACUUUUUGUUGGGACAACAGUCUGGCUUCACCAAGUACCCAUGUUUUCUGUGCAUGUGGGAUAGUAGGGACCGUGCUCAGCAUUACACGAAGAAGGACUGGCCUGUGCGGGAGGAAUUGGUGCCUUGCAAAGAAAGGAACGUCAUCAACGACCCUCUGGUGGACAGAGACAGAAUACUCUUCCCACCGCUGCACAUCAAGCUCGGCUUAAUCAAGCAGUUCACCAAGGCUCUGGACAAGGAUGGUGACUGCUUCACUUACUUGUGCCAGGCUUUUCCAGGAUUGACCAUGGAGAAGUUGAAAGCUGGCAUCUUUGACGGUCCUCAGAUCUGUCAGCUCAUCAGAGAUCCAGAGUUCGGAAACUCAAUGAACAAAGUGGAACUGGAAGCGUGGAAGGCAUUUGUUCUGGUAGUGAAGAACUUUCUUGGCAACAAUAAGGCCAGAAACUACGCAGAACUUGUCAACAACAUGCUGACUGCUUUCAGAAACCUGGGCUGCAACAUGAGCGUCAAGAUGCACUACCUAUUUUCACAUAUGGACCGGUUUCCUGAGAACCUGGGUUCAAUGAGUGACGAGCGGGGGAGAGAUUCCAUCAGGACAUGAAAGAGAUGGAGACCAGGUAUCAGGGUCGCUGGGACGCAGUCAUGAUGGCUGACUACUGUUGGACUCUGAAGAGAGACCUCCCUGCCGCUGAGCAUUCCAGGAGUUCCAAGAAACGGAAGUUCAAGCCCUGAAGUUUGAAAAAUGGUGAAGCAACAUGCAAUUUACGUGUACUUACCUUUAUCAAUGCCCACCAUUAAGUUUACAGUAAUCAAUGUUUCUAUCAGGUGAUCAAUAUAUGUUGUUGGAAAAACAUUUUUUCCUCUUAAAAACAUAUUUAGGAUGAUAUGUGUUGACAAAAAUCAGCUGAUAAUGCCACAAAAAUGUAAUCGAUUUUGUCACAAGAUCUGAUUUUUUUCAAAUCAACAUAGCACCAAAACCUGACCUGAUGGAGAGAAACAGAUGCCAUUUCCUGAUUCAGCAGGGCAAAAAUACCCUAAAUCAAUUGUAGAAAUCUAGACAACAUUCAAAAAGUAAAAAAUUGUUGCCCAGUGUAAUAUUCAAUUUAUUUCCUGCCCUUCACCAUGGAGGAGGAAGCCAAUUCCCUGAAGCCUGACAGUAACCCAGGUUUGUUUGUUUUUUUAACCACCACCUGCCCUUUAGCAUACAGACAAGAAGCCACCCUUGGGAUCGACGCAUCCGAUUCGAGUUCCAACUGCAUUGAGCAGACGACAGAGUGGAGUGCGUGCUCCACGAGCUGCGGAAUGGGCUUCUCCACUCGGGUCACCAACAAGAACGCAGCGUGCGAGAUGGUGAAGCAGACCAGGCUCUGUGAGGUGCGGCCUUGCGAAAGCGCUCGCCUGCCAGAUAAGGUACGGAUCAGACUCUCGCUGCGUGCAGCCAGCCUGCUGCAUGGUCCUUUUGCACUAGCUACUUCUCCCAGAAGGCAAGCACCAUAAAACACUGGCUUUGGAGGGAAGAAAGGUGGGCAUCCUUUCCUGAGACCCUUAGUGAUAUCAUUAUUAUUAUUUAUUAAAUUUAUAUACCACCUUUCACCCGAGCUUCAAGCAUCAUUUCUGCUUCAAGCUGCACCAUUGUAGCCUUACUAAUUUCAGUCUAGAAAGCAGGAGCACAACACUCCUGUCUCAAAAGGAGCUGUCUGCUGCCUUUCUCAAAAACGAGGCCUUUCCUCCCAAGGUGUUGCUAGUGGCAGAUCUGUUCAAAGUCGAUUUUGCCUGCCUCUUCUCCCCCCACAGCCAAUCAAGCAGGGGCAUUCAGUGAAAUAAGUACUUUUUUUUUUGUGCUUCUAAUGCUCAUUGCAUGCCUAGAGCAAGGCGAUCCUUGAUUUUACCUCACUGCUGUUGGUAGUCUAAUAAUAAUAAUAAUAAUAAUAAUAAUAAUAAUAAUAAUAAUAUUUAUACCCUGCUCAUCUGGCUAGGUUUCCCCAGCCACUCUGGGCGGCUCCCGACAGAAUAUUUAAAACACAAUAAAACAUCAAACAUUAAAAACUUCCCUAAACAGGGCUGCCUUCACAUGUCUCCUAAAAGUCAGAUACAGUGGUACCUCUAGAUGCGAACGGAAUCCGUUCUGGAGCCCCGUUCGCAUCUAAAAGCAAAUGUAACCCAUGUCUGCGCGUGCGUGGGUCACGUAUCGGUGCUUCUGCGCAUGCGCAAGUGGCAAAACCCAGAAGUAGCACGCUCCGUUACUUCCGGGUUGCCGCGGAGCGCAACUUGAACACGCUCAUCCUGAAGCACAUUCAACCCGAGGAAUGACUGUAGUUGUUUAUUUUCUUGACAUCUGAUGGGAGGGAGUUCCACAGGGCGGGCACCACUACCGAGAAGGCCCUCUGCCUGGUUCCCUGUAACCUUGCCUGGAACCGCCAGAAGGCCCUUGGAGGUGGACCUCAGUGUCCGGGGUGAACAAUGGGGGUGGAGACGCUGCUUCACUCCCUCAAAGCUUCUUUCAGACAUGGCGGUGCUAGGUCACUAUUCACUUUUGCAUGUCUGUUGUGUCAUGUCUUCUUCUCCCUAUUAGAAGGGGAAGAGGUGCAUCCGCACCAAGAAGUCUCCGACACCUGUCCACUUGAAGUACGACAACUGCACCAGCAUCCACCUGUAUAAACCCCGUUAUUGUGGCAUCUGCAGUGACGGACGCUGUUGCACCCCCCGGGCCACGAAAACCAUCCACGUGGAUUUCCGCUGUCCUGAAGGCAACAUCAUCAGGCACCCUGUGAUGUCCGUCACGAACUGUGUUUGCCAUGGCAACUGUCCUCAGGAUAACAACACUUUCUAUAGAAAGCUCCGCCGAGCGGGCUGAUUGAAAACACAAAACUGAUGACGAUUUCCAAAAGGGGGGGAAUAUUUAAUAUGUUAAAAGUUCCUUAAAAGCGAAGCGUGGAAAUCGGCAGCGAACAAUAUUACCCUGCUGGGUGUCUCUUUUUUCUUUUGGGAAAGGAAAAGUACUUUUAAGAUGCAAUGCGAUUUCCAUCUGGUUCCGUAAAUGACCCAGUUCAGUUCCUGUGGAGUUCCCUGAAAUCUUUCUUCAAGCAUUGCCACCCCAUUGUAAUAUUAGUCCCUGGGGGAGAAAUGUAACAGCUCAACAUGGGUUUCUUUUAUUAGUAUAAGGGUUUCUUAGAACCUCUGCAAGCACUAAAACUUCUUGUUCCUCAGCUUGAUGUAUUUGCUUGCCUGUGGUCAUGUUUCUACGUUCUUCUUGCUGAACAAACUGUUUGCAAAAUUCAUGGGCCAAGAUGCUUGGAUGAGCACUGGCCUUAUUGUCGCCCCGGUAACUGCAGCCAGGAGUUGAGCACAGCGUGUUUCUUGCAGAGUGAUGGGCCAAGGAUCUUAAUGCUGAAACAAAACCCAAGUUAGGCACGUGAGUCCUUCUGCAGCCAGUUUUUAAGGAGGAACGUAUUUUUUGCCAAUCACAGUUGCAGCAGGCGAAAACAUGCUUUCCUAUUAUUAUUUCUUCUUCCUUGCAAAGCACUUGCCCCUUGAACCAGCUCAUCCUUUUUCUGCUCCAGCUGCAGCUGAUGCACGCACAAACUUUCUCUCUCCCUCCUCCCAGCAAUGGCGGAGGAACCCUCUCCAGCACCCGGGGUGGGGCAGCCCAUGUGUGCAUGUGUGGCAUCCCGUACAGAGUGUGCAUGCGCGGUGGCCGCACGGGCUGCCACUCAUGCUCCAUGGCUGUAUGGGCUGGCGCUUGCACAGUGUCCAUAUGGGCUGCCGCUUGCACAGCGACCGGAGUGCACAUGUGCAGCAGCUCGUACGUACUGCGCAUGUGUGGCAUCCUAUACAUACUGCGCAUGUGUGGUGAUCAUACAGGAUGCCGCACAUGCGCACUCCGUACGGGCUGCCUCUUGCAUGGCGUCCGUACAGGCUGUCGCACAAAUGGCAUCCCGUACGGACUGCACAUGUGUGGCAGCCCAUAUGGAGUCCCAUGUGCAGGAGCCUGUAUGGACAGCACGCAAGCAGCGCCUAUACGGACUGUGUGUGCCAUCGGCCGCUCUACAGCUGGUGGAAGGCAGGGGCCAUCUUGUCACCCCCUGAGUGGCACCCAAGGUGGCCCAUCCCCUCCGCCCCCCACUUCGUACGUCCCUGCCUCCCAGGAGUGGCCAGGAGUGGGAGAUUCUGGACCACGGAUGUCAGGGCCGGCCCGCACAUGAGGUAAGGUGAGGCGACUGCUUCAGGCAGCAGGGUUCACAGAGGAAAUCCCAAUGCCAAUCUCCGCUCCCCUCCUCAUUCCUGAUGUAGAUCUUCACUGACCCCUUCUUCCCUAGUGAGGAGCAGGGUGCCAUUUUGGGGGGUUGCCUCAGGUGCCAAAAUGUCACAAGCAGGCCCUGACUGCUGUUAUGCCACUUCACGGUUAGACUAGCACUGGGUACUUGUAUUCAAAGGAAGAUUAGUGUCUCUUUUUCUUUCUCCUGUUGGUCUCAACUUAUGAACUGGUUCCUGCGGGGGUUUCAGAGUGUCCUGACGAAAGAAAAAGCUUCUAAUACUUAAAAAGUAGAUUGCAACAGGACAGAAGUUGUAACUGAAAUGUGUGCUGGGCUAGUUAGCUAGCUGAAAUCGAAUUGUGUGGAGGUAAAGGUGAUGUUAGGAGCUAAUUCACAUGAGCAUCCAAAGGUUGGUCUACUUAUGAAGCACGUACAUUGUGGAGCCCCAGUACAGAAUAUUUCAACGGGCCUCUGGAUGGCAAAUGGCCCAUUUUUGUACAGUUCCCCACUUUAAGUUUAGACUGGACUGUUUGCGUCCUGCUCUGAAGGAUGUGGACUGACCCGCUUGCUAGGUGAGAAAGCAAACCUUGUAAAUCUCCUGGUCCACCUUUCAUAAAAAAAAGUAGUUCCACGUUUUAUGGAAACAGCAAUGCAAACAUAAGUGUAUGCCAUACAAUCUAAGCCUUCCGUAAAUGUUCAAACAAUACUGAAGCUAUAAACGUAUGAUUAGGAGAGUGCUGUGACGCAUCCGUAAGUCUGUCUGCUGUUAUUCAGCUCAAAAGAUGCUCAGUGGUUCAAGUGCAGUCUUUUAAAUCGGGGUGUAGCAGCUGAGCUGGCUUUGCGCUCCCUGCCAAACCAUCACAGACCCCAUUACUUGCUUGGGCUCAAUUGAGGAGGGGCAAAUUUUUAAAGAGGGAGGGGGAAUGUUUUAACACAGCUGAUGGAACUGAAGUCGCUGGUGAGCUGUUUUGUAAAGGGGUUGGGAGAAAGAGUGUGUUUUUAGAUAUAUAUAUUAAUGUCAUUUUCAAUAAAUAGAACAAUAAAUUUACA
Molecule: messenger RNA, 16159 nt
Organism: Podarcis lilfordi (Lilford's wall lizard)
Lineage: Eukaryota; Metazoa; Chordata; Lepidosauria; Squamata; Lacertidae
Source: the annotation of a GenBank genome assembly